AAGCACCUGAAAAAGAAAAAAAAAACAAAACAAAGCAUUCAUUCAUAAAAUAGCCGAAGGAGAGCGGGAAAAAAAGGCAACAGCUUGAGCAAUGGAACGCAGAAAGUCCUACGUGCUUGUCGCGCUCUUUGUUCUGCUAAUCUUGACAGAAGUUGCAAUAGCAGAAAGCAAUGGCGGAAAAGGAAACGGGAACAAUGGAAACAACGGUAAUGGCGACAAUGGAAAUAACGGUGAAGGAAAGGGCGAUAACGGUAACGGAAAGGGAAAGGGAAAAGGAGAUGACAAGAAGGGUGAUGGUAAAGACAAAGGGAAAGGUCCAAAGGACAAGGGCAAGGACAAGGGUAAGAAAGAUGAAUCUGCUUAUUACAGGGUGCUGUCACCAUUGCCAACGGGGCAAGAACAGGCGAGGUGCGAGGCUCAGGGCGCGUGUUAUUACAAGACGGUGGUUUGUCCUUCUGAGUGUCCCCAGAGAAAGCCCAAGAAGAACAAGCAGACAAAGGGUUGCUACAUUGAAUGCACCAGCAAGUGUGAAGCUACCUGCAAGUGGAGAAAACCUAACUGCAACGGCUACGGCUCUCUGUGCUACGACCCACGAUUCAUCGGAGGAGAUGGUGUAAUGUUUUAUUUCCACGGAGCCAGAGGUGGAAACUUUGCGAUUGUCUCAGACCACAACCUUCAAAUCAAUGCUCACUUCAUCGGCACCAGACCCGCUGGGAGAACUAGAGACUUCACAUGGGUUCAGGCCUUCAAUGUCAUGUUCGAAAGCCACAACCUCGUGAUCGCGGCCAAGAGGGUCGAUCAAUGGGACGACAAGGUCGACGAGUUCACCCUUAGAUGGAACGACGAACCCAUCGCUCUCCCGGACGACGAACAAUCGGAAUGGAGGGCCUUUUCUGGAGAAAGAGAGAUCGUCAUCGAGAGAACCGACGAGAGAAACAGCGUCAGAGUCACUGUCUCUGGUCUUGUCCAAAUGGACAUCAAAGUGAGACCCAUCGGCAAAGAAGAGAACAGAGUCCACAACUACCAGUUGCCGGAAAAUGACGCUUUUGCCCAUCUGGAGACUCAGUUCAAGUUCUUCAGCCUGAGCGAACUCGUGGAGGGUGUUUUGGGAAAGACAUACAGACCGGAUUAUCUCUCCGGCGUGAAGACCGGAGUUCCGAUGCCGAUAAUGGGCGGAGAAGACAAGUAUCAGACACCAUCGCUGUUUUCUCCGGUCUGCAGAGUCUGCAUGUUCAAACCUCAACCACUUUCUGCAGCUGUCUGAGAAGAAAUAGCCCUAAGUUCAUGGUGAAUCAACCGAACCUAUAAAACGUUUCUGAUGUUUUUUUUUUUUGUUUUACUUUAAUUAUAUUUCUAUUGUAUUUGUGAAAUAAUGGAAUAAGGGCCAAGAAAGAGAUGUUGCCCGUUAUACUUUUGUAACUUGUAAUCGUGAUUUUGCGGGUCAAGAAAUUAUAAAGAAUCGUUUAUUCU
Molecule: messenger RNA, 1470 nt
Organism: Tarenaya hassleriana
Lineage: Eukaryota; Viridiplantae; Streptophyta; Magnoliopsida; Brassicales; Cleomaceae
Exons: 2
Coding region: 92-1264 (390 amino acids)
Source: RefSeq, a predicted model, not a curated record